This is a messenger RNA of Amphibalanus amphitrite, 3146 nucleotides long. Its product is annotated as lysosome membrane protein 2-like. The transcript is spliced from 9 exons. Gene Ontology annotation, molecular function: scavenger receptor activity. Gene Ontology annotation, cellular component: membrane; cytoplasm; lysosome. The coding region runs from base 295 to 1872 and encodes 525 amino acids. The record is from RefSeq and is a predicted model, not a curated record. Lineage: Eukaryota; Metazoa; Arthropoda; Thecostraca; Balanomorpha; Balanidae.
ACACACAGCUGGGGCGCCACGUGUGACCGGCCUCUGAGUCAGGAGCGGGACCCGCGCGGAGUUGGACACCGCACGGAGCGCGAGCCGGCUGGGGUGACCGCGGCGCCGGCGGUGACGUCACAGCAGCUGCCGUCGGUGAUUGGACGUGCUCGGUCGCCGGCGGCGGCACGGAGCGUCCAGCGGCGGCGCCUCGGCGGCCGCCAGUCUUCCAGCGGAGCGGGUGUUGGGUAGGCCGUGCCGGCUGUCUUUGUUUCUGCACAGAGACGCGGCUUCAGGCCAACCAGCGACGGCGCCAUGGGACGGAAACAGCAGGGAAGCCGGCCGACCAAGCGCGAUGUCUGCAUGGGCUGUGCGCUCGUCAGUGGCCUUCUGUUCCUAGUGUUCGGUGUUCUCGUCGUAAUAUACAUGCAAGCUCAUGUCGACGCCUAUAUCAAUAAGUUGUUAGCGUUCAGUGAAGACUCGCCCACGUAUCAUGCGUGGAAGGAGCCGCCAGUAGCCAUUAAGACAAAGUUGUAUUUUUUCAACCUCACCAAUAAAGAAGAGUUCCUGGCAGGUACUGCGAAACCCAGGUUGCAAGAAGUCGGACCAUAUGUGCUCGGUGAGAAGUGGGACCGGAAGAAUGUCACGUUCCACCCUAACGGCACGCUGUCCUCCCAGCUGGCCAAGACGCUGUACCUCAUCGAGGAGGAGUCAGUCGGACCUGAGACGGACCUCAUCACCACACUCAACGUGCCCAUGAUCUCAGCGGCGGCCAAGGUGCGAUACGAGAAGGACACGAUGCGCCAGACCACCUCCGGUCUGCUCGAGGUGCUCGAGGAGUACCCCAUCAUCGUGCGCUCGGUGCACGAGCUCGUCUUUGGCUACCCCGACCCGCUGGUCAAGCUGGCCAAAAACGUGCAGCCGCCCGGCCAGAGCCUGCCCUACGAGAGCUUCGGCUACUUCGUCGGGAAAAACGCCUCGGCCGGCCCGCCGAUGCUCAUCAACACCGGCCAGUCGGACUUCCGCAAGAUCGGCGUCAUCGAGCGGUACGAUGGCUCACGGCUGCUGCCCUUCUGGAACACGCGUCAGUGCAACAUGAUCAACGGCAGCGACGGCACCGUGUACCCGCCGGGUGCCAACGAGUCGACCAUCGUGUACCUGUUCGCGCGCGACAUCUGCCGCAGCAUGGCGCUCCACUUUGAGAAGGAGGUGCUGCACAGCGGCGUCCGCGCGCUCCGCUUCACGCCGCCCGAGAAUGUGUUCGACAGUGUGGACACGAACCCGGAGAACAUGUGCUACUGCGUCGGCGGACCGCCCUGCGCGCCCAAGGGACUCUUCAAUAUCUCCGUCUGCCAGUAUGGUUCGCCAACGUUUAUAUCAUUCCCGCACUUCUACCUCGCCGAUCCGUCCAUCGUCAACAAGGUGGACGGCCUGAUGCCCAGCAAGGACAAGCAUCAGUUCUUCGUGGAUAUUGUGCCGCGUGUGGGUGUCUCGAUGAAGGCCAAGAUUCGUGUGCAGAUCAACACGCAGAUCGGCCCGGUGCCCGACAUUGAGUACACCGAGAACCUGCCCGACAUGUUCUACCCGGUCCUCUGGAUGGAGGCGGGCGUGGACGAGCUGCCGGACGAGACGGUGGCCAUGGUGAAACAGGCCACCGACACGCCCGAGGUGGCGCGCACUACCAUGACGGCUGUCACCUUCGUGCUCGGCGCCGUGCUCGUGCUGAUCGGCGCCACCGUCUGCCUGACGCGCAUGCGACAGUCGCGGCGCGCCACACUCAACUCGGCGCCCAACGGCAAACCGGUGGAGAUGGCCGACGUCAACCCGACCAACGGCAGUGCCGGCAACGGCGCCGCCAAGCUGGCCGAGGCCGAGGCGCCGCCCUCCGUAUGAGGACGCGCCGUGCUCUCUUCCACAAACCGGGCCUUCGUCGGCGACGACGGCGUCUGCGACGGCGACCGGUCGGCGGCCGCGACGCCGGCGACGGUGACGCCGUCUCCGCUGGCGUCGCCGCUGCGGUGUCGGGUGUACGAGAUCGCCAAGCACCGCGCCAGUCUGGAGCCGAGCGUGGGCUCGGCGUCGGUGACGCUGCCGCCGACGCCGCGGCCGGCCUCGUCGGCGUCCGUCUCGGCGCCGCUCCGCUGCCGGGUGUACGAGGUGGCCAAGUACCGCGCCCAGCCGAUGCGCCCUGCGCCGCCCGCCGAGGGCGGUCCGCCGGCGCACGCCGCCACCGGCACGUCGUGAUAUUAAUCUAUUUUUAAUAUCGACGAAAUGAGUGCCUUGGAUUUUGAAGCGUGUACAAGAGUCUCGUCGAGGCGCCACAGGUCACAAGUACGACGCUCGUGGCGCCGCGCGCGCUCGCGCCGCGGCCGGAAGAGAAGAGAGCACGGACUCGGGUGUUGUUGGUGUGAGUGUGGCCUCCGGUGGCGGCGACGGGCGGCGGCGGACACGGGACGCUCUGAGAGACCGGCGGGGUCCGCGGCGGUCGGUGUGUGUAGGUGUGUGAGUGCUCUGUGAGUCUGUGCGGUGUGGGGACCGUGUGCCGCUGAGGACCCCGCUGACCGCCGCCCCGUCCGCCCCCUCCCGCCGCCGCGCCGCUCUGUACUGUUCCAUCUGGUGGCGGCCACUCCACUAACGGUAUCCGGGUCUGUGCAUGCCAUCUCUGAUCUCUCCACACGAGAACUGCUCAAACGUCGCGCGUACGUCGGCCUAGGAUGUAGCGCUGUGGGAACGGCUGGUGUCAACUGUAAUCGACGCUUCUGCUUCAUUUUCAGUCAACGAAGUUCCUCAGGAGAUGCGAAUUCUGGAUCGGUCUUAACUACUUACUUCACACCUUUCGGGUUUAUCUACAUUAAUUACCUAUCUCCGUUCUAAAGCUUCUAUUUUUGAUGUUUGCGACAUCCAAGAUGUCACCACUUCAGAUGCCUGAUGUGUUCUCCUUUCAGUGAGUAGGGACGCUCACUCCCAUUUGCAUUUUGUCACAAUCUUGUGGUACGGUGAGAGGCAUCAGUGUAACGGUGGCCUUCGCUCGAAACAAGUGUCUAGUUUUUAUAGCGCGGGCCAUGACUGUAUAUUUACAUCAUCAUUAUUGUGUUUACUGUGCUGCUGUGUAAUUGUACAAUGUACAUUCCAUUCGUAUCAACAGCGAAUAAACCGUGAACCUGCCA